CUGUCAGACAGAUGACUGUCAGUGUCAAAAAUAUCCCAAGGUCUUGGAGUGAAUAUCGUCCUCUGCUAUCUAAAAAAUAUUUACAUUCGUUUUCAUAGAGAUAGUAAAGUGCUGACGAUAACAAAUAAACGCUUAGUGAAUUUGCAUAUUAUGUAAAAUUCAGUGUAUAUGAACGCAAUAAUAAUCAUAUUUCAACAUCCAUCGUAUAGAAUUAUCCGAUUGAUGUGAGAUGAUGAGUACAAUAGUACAAAACGGGGACGAAGAUUCGUUUAUCAUUUUGGGAACUUCUCCUGGCUCCAGUCUGGACAUGAAGUGUCUUGAGAACGGCCUUGAGACCGGCGAGGUGACUUUGGAUAAGGAACAAAUGGAGGAAGCCAUGAAGGACCUCUCUGAUGAAGCCAAUAUGGCUUUCAAGGCGCAUUUUAAGCUUGGAGAUUGUCCGUCUCCGGCUAGCAUGAUGGUAGCCAGCACCAUUAUCACGGACGACAGGAGCACAGAAGAGCUUCAGAAGAGAUUUGGAGAACUUCUGGAUGAAAAUGUGAUAUUGAAGGAGACUUUAAAACAGAAUAAUGAGUCGAUGAAAGAACAGUUCCUGUUAAUAGCGUCCUGCCAGGAAGAUAUGAUGAAGACCCAUGUUCUUCACAAGGAGAAGUUUGAAGAGACCAAAGGAUUGGUGGAGAAGCUUCGACAAGAAAACAAAAAGCUGAAGUCUGAAAUAGCGAAGUUAGCCGACACCGAAGCUAAGUCUCUAGUCAGCAGUGAAACCGGAGAGUCAGUUGUGGCAACCAAUGUUGGGGAUCCUGUGCCUUCAGGACCAUCAUCAGCUCUGGAGUUUGUGACGUCACCAGACGAUGAUACUAUCAACAAAUUAACCUCGCAGUUGGAGCUGGUGGAAAAGCAAAGGAGACAGGUUAUAGUAGAAAACGAGAAGCUGACUUGGCAAAAGGAGUCCUUGGAACACAUAGUGGAUGCCACAUCUAAAGAGAGGGAUGACCUAAAAGAAAAACUGAAGAAUGCCGAGCUUCUUCUAUCGACCAAGGACACGGAACACGCCGCAGAAGUCGAUGACCUCAAGUAUACGAUACAAGAUCUACAAGCACAGGUGCAGUCUGCCAGUAAUUAUACAAGUAUAUCAUCUGAGGAGGUGGCUAAGCGCGACCAGCAGGUGCACCAGUUAGAAGGUAAAAUCGCGGUAUUACAGGCAGAACUCAAGACCGCACAGCUCAAAAUAUUAGACCUGGAAACUGUUAAGAAAGUUCGACAAAACUUCUAUAAACUAAAAAACUUCAUGUUUACGGCGGGACUCGAACUCGGGGUCUCUGUGGUGUAA
Messenger RNA from Spodoptera exigua (beet armyworm), 1330 nucleotides. The record is from the annotation of a GenBank genome assembly. Lineage: Eukaryota; Metazoa; Arthropoda; Insecta; Lepidoptera; Noctuidae.